Molecule: messenger RNA, 264 nt
Organism: Sclerotinia sclerotiorum 1980 UF-70
Lineage: Eukaryota; Fungi; Ascomycota; Leotiomycetes; Helotiales; Sclerotiniaceae
Exons: 1
Coding region: 1-264 (87 amino acids)
Source: RefSeq, a predicted model, not a curated record
AUGGUCCUCGAUGUUCGGCUCAUUAGUUUCAUCGUCAGAGUCGUUGUCGUCGGACGUAUGAAGAUAACUGGUCUUUUUGUGACUCUGAUAUGGAAUAAACGAGAGUCUCUACAUGUUCAUCCUAUAACCUUUAUUAAAUUCUUCCUGAAUAUGAUUAGAUCGUUCAUCCCAGCAAUUGAAUUGGACCACACAGAAGCUGCGUUGCUUUGGCCAAUCACUUUCAACUUCAAAAGUCCAUUCUCUAACCUUGUACGUGAGGUUUAG